CCUUUCUGCACAUGCGCAGUGCUCACAGUAAAGAUGGCUCUCUGUGGAGGAAGUUUGCGCUUUCUAUUGUCAAAGUCAUUAAAGAAACCCUUACCGGGAUGCUGGCUCGUACUUAACAGGAAUUAUUCGGCUAAAGAUGCAGUUAAUUAUAAUACGAAUGCAAGCGCUCAAGUGUUAGACAGUGAGCUUUAUACACAAGACCAUUUGGCAUUGAGAGAAACCAUCAGAAAGAUAAUUGAUAAGGAAAUCAAUCCUUUUGUUGACAAAUGGGAAGAAGCAGGACAGUUUCCAGCACACCGUAUCUUCAAAAUUCUUGGCAAUGCAGGGAUACUGGGAGUUAAUAAACCAACAGAGUAUGGAGGUCUAGGAUUGGACUACAGCUACAAUAUAGCAGUGGCUGAGGAACUUGGCAACAUUCGCUGUGGUGGAAUUCCUAUGGCUAUUGGAGUUCAGUCUGACAUGACCACACCAGCUCUGGCAAGGUUUGGGUCAUCAGAGCUGAAAAAGGAAUUUCUUGCACCAACUAUACAAGGAGACAAAGUCGCAUGUCUUGGUGUGAGUGAAGCUGGAGCUGGCUCAGAUGUUGCAAGCAUCAAAACCAAAGCAGUGAGGAAGGGCGAUGAUUACAUCAUAAAUGGGAGUAAAAUGUGGAUCACAAAUGGAGUUCAAGCAGACUGGAUGUGUCUUUUGGCUAACACAAGUGAUGGACCAGCUCACAGAAAUAAAUCAUUAAUCUGUCUACCAAUGAACUUGCCUGGAAUACAUGUUGCAAGAAAAAUUGAUAAGAUAGGAAUGAAGUCAUCAGAUACAGCUGAAAUCUAUUUUGAUGAUGUCCGUGUGCCUUGCAAAAAUCUCAUUGGGGAAGAAGGAAUGGGUUUUACUUACCAAAUGUUACAGUUUCAGGAAGAGCGCAUGUGGGGAGUUGCCAAUGCAUUGACACCUAUGCAAAAUGCGAUUCAAGAAACCAUCGAGUACACAAGGCAAAGGAAGAUUUUUAACCAUCCAGUACUUAACAACCAAGUAGUGCAUUUCCGUUUGGCAGAGCUGGAAACUGAAGUAGAACUCCUUCGCUCCCUUCUGUACCGUGCAGUUGCUUUGUAUGUGAAAGGAAAUGAUGUAACGAAGCUUGCAUCUAUGGCAAAACUGAAAGCAGGUCGACUUGCACGAGAGUUGAGUGAUAGCUGUUUACAGUACUGGGGAGGCAUGGGCUUUACCAGUGAAGUCUUUGUAAGCAGAUUUUAUAGGGAUUCAAGGCUGAUAUCCAUAGGUGCCGGUGCAGAUGAAGUUAUGUUAUCCAUUAUUUGCAAGUACAUGGGAACUCUUCCAGCCCAAAAGUAAAAAACCUGCAUCGUCCUUUUGUGAAGACAUGUUUGGGCACAUAGGUGUUUUAAUACGUAUUUUAAACAUACUGAAAAAUAUUAACAGUUUUGUCAUAGGAAUGUACAGGUAUGUAAUGUAUAGGAUGGCAUUUUAUGUAAUGCAGUAUAGCGCUAAAAUGUAGUUUUUCUCGAUUGAAAACAUACCUGUGCUAUAAAUGUGAAAGAUGAAGACAGGGAUGGGCCGUUUCAGUUGCAUUAGGACAACCAGUUGGUGAGGCCGUCCCAGUGAGAUUUUAUUCUGUAGAACUGGCUUUGGAGUACAAGCCAGAAGGGUGACUCAUUAUGACCCUCAGGAUGUCACUUUACCUGUGUGUGUUCCAAAAGCAAUAUUAGAACAAUCGUACCAUAACAAGCUUAUACAGUAAAACCUACUGUACCAGAUUUGUACAAUAUAAUGCUAUAAGCAUUAAUACACACUACUGAAAAACCAAACAAUAUGAAUAACAGUUGUGAAUUAAGAUAUACCGUAAGUGCUCUUUAUGAUCAAAAUGGACAACGAAAACAUCUGCAAUGACUUUUUAUCUUUAUAUUCAGUUACUGUAAUUUGUUUCCCUCUUAUUUUAUUAAUGAAAGCGAUACAUGUCACAAAAUUUUAUUUAAAAUUUUACGCUUGAUCUGUGGUGGGUGUGGUACUGCAGUGAAUUAUAAUGUUUCCUGAAAAGACUUAGCUUGGAUACAUACUGUAUGGAAUUUUGCUGUCCCCAUUUUGUAUCUCUGAGUAACUAACUAAUAAAUAUUGACAUGUAUGUAAAUACUAAA
Messenger RNA from Erpetoichthys calabaricus (reedfish), 2138 nucleotides. RefSeq lists its product as uncharacterized. Gene Ontology annotation, biological process: fatty acid beta-oxidation using acyl-CoA dehydrogenase. The transcript is spliced from 9 exons. Gene Ontology annotation, molecular function: acyl-CoA dehydrogenase activity; flavin adenine dinucleotide binding. Lineage: Eukaryota; Metazoa; Chordata; Cladistia; Polypteriformes; Polypteridae. The record is from RefSeq and is a predicted model, not a curated record. The coding region runs from base 34 to 1338 and encodes 434 amino acids.